AUGCUUCUUAGUGGCGAGCCUGGAACAGGCAAGACCCUUACAGCGGAGUCAGUUGCAGAGGAUAUGCGUAGCCCACUGUACUCAAUAGGCGCAGGCGAGCUAGGCGAGUCAGCCGACGAAGUGGAGCGCAGUUUGCGCCGCGUACUCGAAAUAUCCACCAAAUGGGGAGCCGUCCUACUCCUAGAUGAUUGCGACGUCUUCCUUGAGCAGCGUUCCAGCAAGUCCAUCCAGCGCAAUAAGCUUGUAUCCGUCUUCUUGCGCCUGCUAGAAUAUUACCAAGGCGUCAUGUUCCUAACCACUAAUCGUGUCGACGCAUUUGACCCAGCAUUCGAAUCCCGUAUCCAUCUGACUAUUCAGUUUCCGAAGCUUGAUUUCGAUUCGAGACUGCAUGUUUGGAGAACAUUUGUGCGACCGAAAAGCAUAGAGUCGAAGUAUGCGAGCAACGUUCGGGACGAAGAUUUGCAGCAGCUCGCAAACAAGGAUCUCAAUGGGCGACAAAUCAAAAACAUCGUCAAAACAGCCAGACUCUUAGCCGCGAGCGAGAAGACAUCGCUUGAGAUGGAUCACAUCGAGGCUGUCAUGAGUGUCAAAUAG
Molecule: messenger RNA, 594 nt
Organism: Didymosphaeria variabile
Lineage: Eukaryota; Fungi; Ascomycota; Dothideomycetes; Pleosporales; Didymosphaeriaceae
Exons: 2
Coding region: 1-594 (197 amino acids)
Molecular function (GO): ATP hydrolysis activity; ATP binding
Source: RefSeq, a predicted model, not a curated record